AUGUCAUAUCUCACUUCCGACCUGGGACCUUCCAAAGGCUUUCACCCCAUAUCCAAAACCACAAUUCACCUCCCAGGACUUGAACGCGAAUCCUACGACGAAUGCACACUGCACCUGCACUUCGCGCUGCCGCCGCUGGUAUUCGUCGACACGCACGAGCUCGCGCAGCGUAGCGCGUCGUAUGAGUUCAGGCACUGGGGGAGCCGUGAUCUGGAGAAACCUGUGCAUGCCCUGCCUGAUGAGGGCGCCGAUUUGCUGCUCACUGUACCGCUGCCUUUUGUUGAUGGAGACACGGACGCGGGUCGUGAGGAUGGAGAGAACGGGUUAGAUGUGUACCUUGAGGUGCCUAUGCAUUUGCGCUAUGGAGUUCCGAAUUCUUCGUCUUCGUCAUCUGGAAAUGAGGGAACGCAUGGGCAUGAACGCAUACACGUCGACUGGCCACAGGGAUUCCUAAGUUGUCCGCGCUCAAUAUCGUCCUGGAAAGGGAACACGAAAAGCAAAGAAGGGAACGACGGAGCGCUCUCGCUUCCUUCACGAGUUGCGUCUGUGUUGCCUCCGGACAACAUGCUCGUCGCUAUCCCUCCGCACAGUGAUUUCUCAGAGACGGCCUCUGUUUUAUAUCUCCCUGUUGGGAAUACACAGGACCUCGCCUUCGUAGAACCUGUGACGGCACUGACAAUCCUCGCAUGUUGUUUCUGGCUGUUCCGAGUAGCGACAAAAACAGCCAGCCGUUUGAACGCCAAUCCAGCACCACGGCCUAAAGCUAAAGUCUCAUAG
Molecule: messenger RNA, 777 nt
Organism: Psilocybe cubensis
Lineage: Eukaryota; Fungi; Basidiomycota; Agaricomycetes; Agaricales; Agrocybaceae
Exons: 2
Coding region: 1-777 (258 amino acids)
Biological process (GO): GPI anchor biosynthetic process
Cellular component (GO): endoplasmic reticulum membrane
Source: RefSeq, a predicted model, not a curated record